This is a messenger RNA of Diachasma alloeum, 1774 nucleotides long. RefSeq lists its product as uncharacterized. NCBI's taxonomy places the organism in Eukaryota, Metazoa, Arthropoda, Insecta, Hymenoptera, Braconidae. The transcript has 2 exons. Bases 478 to 1650 code for a protein of 390 amino acids. The record is from RefSeq and is a predicted model, not a curated record.
UAUACGCUAGACAAGUAGCUCGCGUGGUCCUACGGUAGCAACUCUCGGGGGGCCAGUCAGUCUGUUGACUACCGAAACGUGUGUUAUGGAGGCCACAGAAAAAUCACCACAAAUUCCACAGAAAUUGUCGAAACGUAAUUGCUGUGUUGUGAAUUGUUUCAACAAUGCAAAAAAUAGUCCUGGAGUGCAUUUUUACACAUUUCCAAAUCGUCCAUGGGAGGCUGAAAGGAAAGAAAAAUGGAUAAAGGCUGUACGUAGAAAACAACUUGACGGAACGCCGUGGAGACCAACGCCGAAUUCGCGGAUAUGCAGUGCUCAUUUUUCUGGAGGUGUUAAAUCUAACAAUCCUUCGGAGGAAUCAUUUAACCCAACAAUAUUUCCUCCGAUUUAUAAAAAAAAACUCGAAUAUCUGCGGAUCCAAAGAGAGGUGAACGAUUACGAGCUCGGAAAAGAAAAUUGGAGCCUCCAGAAAUUGAUAUGAGUAAUGAUGUUGAUACACACAUGGCAAUGAGUCCUCCUGCUCCAGAAUUAAAACCGAUAUACAUAGACAUUGGAGUGCAAACAGAUCCGGUUUUGAAUGAAGAGGAAAUCCAAGAGGAAAUUCCAGUCAUUUUCCUUUGUUGGCAAGAUUCUGCUCUUCAUGAAGCAUCUACACAAGCCUCUAUCAUUCUAAAAGCACAAUCGAGACCGAGAGUGAUAAUACCUUCACAAAAAAAAACUAGAACAAUUCGUGUCGGCCCUGAUAAAGUAUUCAGGUCUGGAUUCCUGGGAUACGAAAAUAUAAAAGAUGAUCGAACUAUGAAGCAAUUAGCAGGAAUAACACUCAGUUUCUUCCAUAUCUUACUGACAUUCAUUGAAGUGAAGGCAGAGGGUCAGCCAGCUUACUAUAAAACUCUCGACUCUUCGAAUAGACUAUUACGGUUCCUGAUGAAAAUGAAAUUGGGACUAACAUUUGGAGCCAUUGGUUAUUUUUUCAAAGUUUCGAGCACAACGGCCUCUACUAUUUUCCAUGAAAUAUUAGUGACCCUUCAUGUGAAGAUGAAAAGCUGGAUAUUUUGGCCAUCGAGAGAAGCAAUAAAGGAGACAAUGCCUUCGACGUUCCGAAAUUAUCCGACUUGUCGAGCUAUCAUCGACUAUACAGAGCUGCCAUGUGAUACUCCACCCACACUUGAGCAGCGUGUACAAAUGUAUUCAUCAUACAAAUGUGGAUUUACAAUUAAAUAUUUAAUAGGCAUCAGUCCUUCUGGCAUGAUUACUUUCAUCUCCAAGGGCUACGGUGGAAAAUGUACUGAUGGAUUCAUUGUCAAUGAUUCUAUUUUUUUGGGAUUGGUCGAGCCUGGAGAUCAAAUUAUGGCUGAUAAAGGUUUCCCUCAAAUAAAGAUAGCGCUUCUUGAACGUCAAUGUGUGUUGGUAAUGCCACCAAUGGCAGUCAAUCCUCAGUUUUCACGGGAAGAAGUCCUAGAAGGAUACUCUAUAGCAUCAGUUAGAAUUCACGUGGAAAGGGCUAUCCAACGAGUCAAAAUUUUCGGAAUCUUACGUCACAUUAAUGUUGAAUUAUUCAAGCAUAUUGAUAAAAUCAUGUUCAUUGCUUGUGUACUGGCUAACAAUAAGGAACCAAUUCUCCGACCUGAAUCAAAUGUACAAAAGUAAAUGAUCAUUGUAAUUUAAUCAUUGUAACAAAGAAUCAAAUCAACUGUUGUCAAAAUUUUUAUUAUAAACUCGGCAAAUCAUCCAACAAACGUAAAACAUAAUAAAAUAUAUCGUUAAUACUUUA